Molecule: messenger RNA, 399 nt
Organism: Trypanosoma rangeli
Lineage: Eukaryota; Euglenozoa; Kinetoplastea; Trypanosomatida; Trypanosomatidae
Exons: 1
Coding region: 1-399 (132 amino acids)
Source: RefSeq, a predicted model, not a curated record
AUGUACUCGAGAAGCACCACAACUUCACCGUUACAAGCAGCUAUGAGUAUGACAGCAUGGGAAUCCCGAAGGACACAGGGCAAGACGUUCCGACCCACAUUGGAGGAGGUGUACGACCCUGAGGUGAGUAGACAGCAAUUUCGGCACUUUCAGGACGCUCAGCCAGGAAAGGAGUACCUGCAUCAGCAGCGUGGUCUGGAGCCAAGAAGCGGUCAACACCACUGGCAGGAGCAGACAAGUUCCACAGAGUACAAGGUGUGGAAAUACGGGAGGAGGACAAGGUCCUGCGCCCACCACCUCCACCACCAAUGGAGUGAGGUGCAUGCCGCACAUGGGGCCUCUCCUCUCUUUAUUGUUUGUGUAUACGUCCACAUUAUUUUGGGGGGUUCCAUACGAUGA